Lottia gigantea (owl limpet) is the source of this 2442-nucleotide messenger RNA. RefSeq lists its product as hypothetical. The coding region runs from base 1 to 2442 and encodes 813 amino acids. NCBI's taxonomy places the organism in Eukaryota, Metazoa, Mollusca, Gastropoda, Lottiidae. Gene Ontology annotation, molecular function: nucleic acid binding; nucleotide binding. The transcript has 2 exons. The record is from RefSeq and is a predicted model, not a curated record.
AUGAUUAAAAUCGAACUUGAUGAAACAUUGAUAGAAAACGCCCUAUUUUCCGAUGUUAUCAAGGCUAUCUCUGAUAAAUUUAAAACAUUCAAAGGACAAAUUAAAAUAGAUGGAGAGAUAGUCGAGGAAGGGAAUCACAGACAAUACAUGUCACUCCUCGGUUUCAAUGCCAAAACCUUUCACAAUAUUUUUUCAAAUAUUGACAAAAAAUCCGAUGCUUCCGAUUGGUAUUUUACAGGAAAAAUAAUUUUAAUGAAAGACAAUUUCCAAGAAAUCAAAAGAUCGAGAGUUGGUAGAGGAGGAACUGAUCUACUUAAAAAGAUCAAUGAAUACGAAGGCGAAAAUUGUUACAUACCUACAGAUGGUCACUGUUUUAUCAAAUGCGUCAAUCGUGUUUUGAACAAAGAUUUAACGUGUAAAUUUCAAGAAUACAUCAACGAGUUUUCAAAAGCAAAUAGAAAAGGAGUGAUGACUUGUGCUAGAAUGAAUGAAUUCAACAAGCAAUUUAACACUUCGUUUCAAAUUUAUAAUCCCAAAAACAGACAUUUUCACCCCAGAGACGUUCACGAUGAAUUAGAUUGGGUUUUGUACUUACACAACUCGCAUUUCUGUUCGAUUCGAAGAAGCCAAAAAAGUUUGGGAAUUCAAGAAAUAGAAGACAAUUACGAACAGGUGUGGAAAACGUGUAGAGACGACAACGCAGUAACACAGGUUUCACCCCUCAAACUAAACGUGCUUUCGAGUAUGAGCGAUGAUGCGUUAUUCGCUUGGGAUUGCGAAACGUAUUCAGAAAAAGACACGCGAAGAGCAAUUCCAUAUUGUUGCACUUUAAUUAAUUUCGAAAAACUAAGGAAAAUGUUAAACAGAAUAAAUAAUCUAUUUCCAGAUUUAAAGCCGUCAGAUCCCCUGCCAGAAGAAUUUUAUGAUAAACUAAUGAAUGUAGUAGAAAUAUUUGUAGGUACAGAUUGCAUCGAUCAAAUGUUGAAAUAUUUAGGUCAAUAUGAUAGAAAGAGAUUAAUAUUAAUUUCUCAUAACGGCAGUGGAUUCGACAACUGGAUCGUGCUUAAAAAUGCAAAAAAACUAACGCAUUGCCCUUUAAAAACACCCAGAGGAAUUUUAUCUUUUCCUUUAUCUAAUCUAUACACGGAUGAAGAUUUACAGAAAAAAUGGAAAAGACAGAAAGAAAUAAAGGGUAAUUAUUUACAACAUAUUAAUUUCACGUGUUCCUAUCAACACGAAUCCUCUAGUUUGGCUGCAUGGGGAAAUUCUUCCAAUCUUCCCGCGAAUUUGAGAAAGAUUGCCGACGUAGAUAUCGCUAAAUACACGCGAGACAACUGGGAGGAAUUGAGACACGAAUGGGAACCUUACGCCAAGAGAGACACUCUCUGUUUGGAAGCUUGUUUGAUGAAAUACAACCAAGUCACGAAAGAAGUUGUAAACCAGAAUAUGUCCAAUAAUCUAACGGCUCCAUCUUUAUCUUUAAAGGGUUGGUAUUAUUUAUAUCAUUACGAUAAAGAAAUGGUGGAAGAAGAAUGGUAUGAAACUACUAGAAUGGUUGCGAAACAUUCGGAAAAACAAAACAUGAAAAAAGAUUUAAGAAAUAAAUAUAAACGAGAAGGUAAUAUCGUGGGUAGUAAUUGCAUGAAAUUAUUAGGUAAUUCCUUGUAUGGUAAAUCAAUUCAGAAAGAUAUAUUCACAACUAGACAUUUAUGGAAUGAAGCAACUUUACAGGCCAACUUUGAUUCACGCGUUAAAACCUAUGAGAAAAUUAAUGAUACUCAAUAUAUUGUUGAAACGGAAAUUGAAGAAAAAGAGAUUACUACUGAAUACAGUAAAUCUACACGACUAACACCUAGUCAUUUGGGAUCAUUCGUUUUAUCUCACAGUAAAAAAAUAAUGAACAAUUUCAUUCACGUCAUAAAUGGAUUUUAUAAACCCGAAAUAUACUAUACCGACACCGAUAGUUUGUACAUUUCAUCCAAAAAUUGGAAAAAACUAAACAGAGCUGGUUUGGUCUCCGAAAAAGACUAUUGCAAAGGUAAAAACGAUUACAGUGACGGUGGAAUUAUAUUUGGUUUAUAUUUAGCACCAAAAGUCAAAUACAACAUCGUUUUGACUUCUGAUGGUGUUUUAAAAGAAAAGAAAACGUUUAAAGGUUAUUCUAAUGAUAAGAUAAGUGUAGAAGAUUACGUUCAGUUAGCAAGCGGACAUGAUGUGUCGAACGAAUUUAAUAAACCGUGGGAAAAAAGUUUCACCAAUGGAGUAGUUAUUCCAAAUGAUAAACAAACUAAAGUUUUUAGAAGUUAUUUGAAUAAUGUUACAAGAAAACCACCAAACAGUGAAGGAAUUAUGUAUCCUUACAACGACAAAGAUGAGUAUAGUUUUGACGAAAACUAUGAAUUUGAUGAUUUCGAUUAUCUUUCUAAUCAAGAAGAUGAAUGA